GAGACCGAGACCGAGAUGGCUUUUUGCUUCCGUGCGCAGAGAUACGUUUUCUCGAGCCGACGGAUGCUGCUGCCCUCCGUGUGUGUGCUGGCCUUUUACUUCCUCUUUGGAUUCCUGUACCAGUUGAGCCCGACGCUGGGACUGAAUUCGAGAGUCCCGAGCCAACUGCAGGCGAGGCCACCCCGCGACAGCCGACCGCCCGCGAGCGCCCCCGACGACUAUAUUCCACUAGACAUCGAACCUCUCGUCGACAACUCUCCCGCACGCAACCCAGUCCAGGAUCUUCAAGAUGCUGUGCCCAACUUGCCCUCUCGUUAUUGGCUCAAGAAAGACAAGGGUAUGGGCAUGAACAAAACCUGUGCCAAGUAUCCAUCUCUGUACCAGAUCCGCUUCAACAACGGCCGGUGGCAGACGUUCGACACUUCCAAUGGGACCUUCUACCUAUUCAAUGCAUAUUAUGACAACAGGACCUUGGCAGAACGACCAGCAGUGCGUGUCCUGGGGAUGCUGAACCGCGUCGAUCCUCAACUCAACACUUCCUGCCAACUUUGGUUCAAUGGAACAAGCAAACCAGUGUUCGCAAAGGUGUCGGAAUACAAAUAUAUCUGGAUUAAGGCAUUUGGCAAAUACAAAAACGGCGUGCUUCAACCUUAUUUGUUAUCAUGCCAAGUGCCAUCUGACUAUGCACAUCAGGUGCCAGAGUCUGUGUCCCUCGUAGAACGGCCAUGUGACACAUCCACAACAAACCUCAGGGUCCUUAACAAUCGUCCACCAGAAGGUAAGACCAAAGACUUUGCUGUGUGCGUUAAGGGCCUUGACAUUCAUCACGCAGACAAGAGCAUCCUCCUCGUUGAAUGGCUGGAGACGCUCUACCUCCUAGGAGCUGAUAAGGUGUUCCUGUAUGACCUGCAUGUGCAUCCGAACACGGCCAAAGUUUUAACAUACUACCAGAAAACCGGUUUUGUGGAUUUGACUAAACUCACCUUGCCCGGAGACCAGCCAAACAUUCCUGGACUAACACACAAGUACCUUAAGGAGAAGGGUGGUUACAAACGGCUCAAUGAACUCGUCCCUUACAACGAUUGUCUCUACAGGAACAUCUACAGCUACAAGUACGUGGUUCUCUUAGAUAUAGACGAGAUUAUCAUCCCAAAGAAUACAUCGUCUUGGAGAACACUGAUGAAAGUCCUAGUCAAAAACGCUUUCAAGGCGAACAAGAAACCAAGUACCUCCUUCGCUGCGCGCAACGUGUACUUCCUGGACUCCAUGCAAGAGAAACAUGGCUUCUAUAAGGAUAUACCCCAAUACAUGCACAUGUUGCAGCACGUGCACCGAGCCAGGAACUACACCAAACCAGGUGCUUACGCCAAGUGCUUCCACGACACCCAGAGUGUAUUUACGCUCCACAAUCACUUUCCCUUCUCCUGUUUGGGAAAAGGCUGUCACGCCUACUACAUUCCCACAGAAGACGCUCAUCUGCAGCACUACCGCCAAGAAUGUGUUGGAGAGCUUCGCAAGGUGUGCGAGAGCGAAUUCAAGGCGCACACGGUCAAGGAUACAGCGAUCUGGAGGUACAAGAAAUCGCUGAUAAUACGUACUUCUAAAGCCCUGAGGCGACUAGGAUUCUUCAGACAGAAGUCUCACAUCUCGUGAGAUUACUAAUGUGUUCAUGGUGUAUUUACUCAGGCCUGUUUGUUCAAAGUGUAAUAUUCUUACUUGCUAUUAUUUACAUCUUAGUAUUAUCUGGAAAGAACACGCUUAAUUAAGUAAUUAUCUUCAUAGCAACAUUGUUCCAAACUAUGAUGAAU
This is a messenger RNA of Penaeus vannamei (Pacific white shrimp), 1808 nucleotides long. The record is from RefSeq and is a predicted model, not a curated record. Lineage: Eukaryota; Metazoa; Arthropoda; Malacostraca; Decapoda; Penaeidae.